Molecule: messenger RNA, 3057 nt
Organism: Biomphalaria glabrata
Lineage: Eukaryota; Metazoa; Mollusca; Gastropoda; Planorbidae
Product: hydroxymethylglutaryl-CoA lyase, mitochondrial-like
Exons: 10
Coding region: 22-1050 (342 amino acids)
Biological process (GO): ketone body biosynthetic process; L-leucine catabolic process
Molecular function (GO): hydroxymethylglutaryl-CoA lyase activity
Source: RefSeq, a predicted model, not a curated record
UUUUAAAGAUUAAAAAAAAAGAUGAGUUACCUACCUUUAAAAACAAUGGCGACAGCCAUAUCAUUUCUGUUAGGAAGACAACUUUCUAAUUUUGGUUUAAAACGACUUUCUGCCAGAUCUGGAUCUACUUAUGCUCAGGUUGCCUUUGCUGGUCUUCCAAGUUUUGUCAAAGUUGUAGAAGUAGGGCCAAGGGAUGGACUUCAAAAUGAGCAGAAAAUAGUUCCGACAGAAGUCAAGGUAGAAUUCAUCAACAAGUUGGCUGAUGCUGGGCUCAAGACUAUCGAGGCCACUAGCUUUGUAUCACCCAAAUGGGUUCCACAGAUGGCUGACCAUAAUGAAGUCAUGAGAAAAAUAACCCGUAAGCCUGGAAUUGUGUUUUCUGCACUGACUCCAAACUUGAGAGGCUUUCAAUCUGCAUUGGCAGCUGGUGCUCAAGAAGUUGCCAUAUUUGGCGCUGCAUCUGAAACUUUUAGCAAAAAGAACAUCAAUUGUUCUAUUCAAGAAAGCGUAGAAAGAUUCCAAGAAGUUACUAAAGCCGCAAAAGAAGCAAAAAUUCCAGUUAGAGGGUAUGUGUCCUGUGUGUUGGGCUGUCCCUAUGAAGGAAAUGUCAAGCCUGAGAAAGUGGCUGAAGUGGCCAAGAUGUUACUGGAUAUAGGAUGCUAUGAGAUCUCAUUGGGCGACACAAUAGGCGUAGGGACACCAGGUGCUAUGAAAAAUUUGAUUGCAGUAGUGUCUAAAGUUGUACCGCUGGAUAAGAUAGCAGUUCACUGCCAUGACACUUAUGGUCAGGCGCUAUCCAAUAUUUUAGCAGCUCUUCAGAUGGGUGUACACAUUUUUGACAGCUCCUCUGCUGGGCUUGGGGGUUGUCCAUACGCUAAAGGUGCCAGUGGAAAUGUGUCUACUGAGGAUCUAGUUUACAUGAUGAAUGGUCUAGCAAUAAAGACUGGUGUUGAUAUACACAAGCUAAUUGAAGCAGGUCAUUACAUCUCCACACACCUAGGUAGGAAAUCUGGCUCAAAAGUGGCUCAGGCCACAAAGUCAUCACUGUAACAGACACAUUAUGCAAGAGCUCAUUUCUGAACAGGAAUGUUUUGCUUUUCAAGCUGUUUCAGAAUUAUAUUGAAAUCCAGAAUAUAUUCAAUGUACACAGAGUCCAUAGCCAAAAACUAAAGUAUUCACUUAAAUAUUAUUGUUACUCAACCGAUAGGCUCAUAUUAUUUUAUUUUUUUUAUUAGUUGGCAAGCAAGAUUGUUGCCAACUUUUUAUCUAGAAAAAAAAAAAGAAUUGAUUGUCUUAAGGCAAACAAAUUGAACCCAAGGAAUUAUUUUUUUUUGAAACAAUAAUUUGAAGUAAGUUUUGUCUGAACCAUAUAUGAUCCUGGAUUGUUUAUUGUAUUUAUUGGGCAACAUUGUCAUUAUGAACAUCACAAACUUUUUAACAAAUCUUGACAUGUUAACUCAAUUCUCAUCCUUUAUAUUUUGUUUGCUUGACUGUACUAAUUGUAGUAUUAUUGAUGAAAUGGAUGUACAUUUAAUAUUUACUGCCGAUCUCUUGAUUUGUUUGAGAUUUGAAUAUUUCUUAAUUUUAAUUUAUUGAUGUUAUUUACAUUUCUGAUGAUGGCUCAUGGAAUUAAAUUUGGCUAAAUAACAUAUUUUACGAGAGGCUUUUUAUAAGUAAAGCAUAGUGGUCAAGUGGUAAAUCACUUGGCAUCCUGUGUCCACCCAACUCCAAUGGAUAGCUGACCUUUGUUGGAGAAGUAAAGGCGGUAGAUUAUUGUGCCUCAUGACAGCCGUGUUAACCAUUGGUCAGAAACAAUGAGCUUUACGUUAUCCCUCAUGGAUCACAAGGUCUGAAUGGGAAGGGGUUACUUUUGUUUUUUCUAGGAAUGUCAAUAUAGUUUCUGAAGAUAUGAUUACUAAAAAUUCUCUUGCUAAGGAAUAAUUAAAGUUGCUUGAAGUUUAUUCCUAACAAACAUUGAAUUUUGAACUUUAAAUAGAUCUUAAGAGAGAAAUCAGUUUUUCCGACCUAAAUGUUAUUCCAUAGGCUUUCAUCCACUUUGUUGAGUUAGAGACUUUUACUGUGAUAAUAUCUGUUAUGUUGGAUGCUAGAAUUUUGGAACUCUUCAAGUUUGACUCAUUAGGGUGUCAAUUUAUACUAAUUCAUCCAUCAGGCUUUCAUUGUCUGUACAAGUAAAAUGUUAUUGGGCUCAAGAGAAAUGGUUAUAGUGUUUAAGGAACUGUAGAUUUAAAAAGAAGUAAACUUAGCUACAUUGAAUUGGACAGUCUUUUUUUUUCUUCGUCUAAGUGUUGCUUAUUGACUUGUUCAAAGUUUUGGUAGAUGUUAGAUAUAGAGCUCUUUAAUUGUUUUGCUAGAAAAUGAAUUACCGGGUAUGUGAUAUUAUUUUUAUGUACUGAUUGUUUGAUGUGUAAAUAUUUGUAUUUGACUUUAUUUUAAUACACCAUUUAGGGAUGAGAGUUUUGCCAAGUCACAUUAUUACAGACUACAAGGCUACUUAAUAACAUCUGCUUUUUUUUUUUUUAUUAUUAUUAUAGAAGCAAAAAUUAUUAUUCAUUUUUUGCAAGAGCAAUCAUCAAAAUAGUAUCUACUAAUGUUUAGAUGAAUCCAGAGUCAUGUAGAAGUCUAAAUGUGUGAUCAAAACUCCCUAUUUAAAAAUAAUUUUAUAAAGUGUUUUAAUUGUAUGAGUUAGGCUUAGUAAAGGCCGGUGAUGUUGCUAUGGUCAAAUGCAAUGACCAACAGCCUUUACUUUACAUAUGUCAGGUACUGUAAGAGUUGAUUCAUCUUAAGGGCAGCUGAAAAUUUAAUUUUCAAAAUUUAAUUAACGUCUUGGUCAUGAAACAAAAGCACUUUAUAACCUGGCUAAUACAAGCAACCUUAUAAUCCAAUAUAGUCUUGCGUUGGGUAACAUAGAAAGACUUCAAAAACAAAUUUCAUAUUCUUUUCAAUAUUUUAUUGUUCUGAGAUGAAUCUGAGAAGAUUGCAUUGGACAAAGAACUUGUGAUUUUUAAAACCUAUAACAAUGUCUCUGUAAAAACAAAA